Messenger RNA from Pyrus x bretschneideri (Chinese white pear), 2045 nucleotides. Its product is annotated as piriformospora indica-insensitive protein 2. Bases 450 to 1886 code for a protein of 478 amino acids. Gene Ontology annotation, cellular component: plasma membrane. Gene Ontology annotation, molecular function: protein binding. NCBI's taxonomy places the organism in Eukaryota, Viridiplantae, Streptophyta, Magnoliopsida, Rosales, Rosaceae. The transcript has 2 exons. The record is from RefSeq and is a predicted model, not a curated record.
UAUUUCUUUGUUGCUCUUGGAGAACUGUGCUUUUGAACCUCUCUCUGUCUCUCUGCCUGCUCUAUAUACUUUCUUAGCUUUUCCAUAAGCAUAACAAGUAGACCAGAGAGCUCAGCUUUCUUGCUUCUGCUUCUGUAUUUUUCCUCUUCGCUUCUUCCCUUUUUCCUUCAAACACGUUUGGAUCUUUCUCAAAUUCUGCUUGGGCCCCAAACCACUCGUGAUUUGCCUCAUAUGAACAUAUAUAUAGAUAUAUAUACAAGGGACCCAUGUCGAUAUUUCUCAUGAAUAUCACAUCCAUGAUUGUAGUUUCUGCUUCCUAAAUCCAUUUCUCUUUUGGGUCAGUUUCUCAUGGUUUUCUUCUUCCCAUAAACUCCAUCUCUCAACUCCUUUUCUUUAACUCUGUCCUAAUCAAAUUCCCCUCUGGAUUUAUUGACUUUUACUUCAAAUCCAUGAAGGGUUUUACUCCCAUCAGUCUUGUGAUUUUGGUAAUCUUUCUGUUCUCUGUGGGUGUUUGGAGUUCUGAGGAAGCAGAUGAAGGUGUAGCUCCGAUGGAGAAAACAGAGCAGGAAGCUCUGUACUCUGCAGUACAAGGCUUUGUGGGUAAAUGGUGGAAUGGUUCAGACCUCUAUCCGGAUCCUUGUGGGUGGACUCCUAUACAGGGGGUGUCUUGUGAUUUGUAUGAUGGGGUUUGGUAUGUGACCUCCAUGAAUAUUGGACCUGUUCUUGACAACUCCCUAAAUUGUUCCCCAAGUGCAAGAUUUAGACCACAACUGUUUGAUUUGAAGCACCUAAAAUCCCUAUCCAUUUUCAAUUGCUUCCUCUCACCCCACAAACAUCCAGUUCCAAUCCCCUCAGAAAACUGGUGGAACCUUGCUGGCAGCUUAGAAUCGCUAGAGUUUCGAUCGAAUCCGGGCCUCACUGGACAAAUUCCUGCAACCUUUGGCAGCCUCAGAAAGCUCCAAUCAUUAGUGCUAGUAGAGAAUGGAUUAAGUGGUGGAAUACCAACAAAUAUCGGUGAAUUAGUCCGAUUGAAGCGGCUAGUUCUAGCCGGAAACUGGUUUACGGGCCAAAUACCCGGUGGGUUUGGUGGAUUGAAUCAGCUGUUAAUCCUUGAUUUAAGUAGGAACUCACUAUCCGGGCCUUUGCCAAUCACCAUUGGAAGUUUGACUUCACUCCUGAAGCUUGACUUGAGCAGCAAUCAACUGGAAGGGCAGCUACCUUUGGGGUUUGGUAAUCUAAAGAUGUUGACUUUAUUGGACCUGAGGAGCAACAAUUUCUCAGGUGGGUUGACCAAAUCACUUGAAGAAAUGCAUUCCUUGGAAGAGUUGGUCUUGUCCAAAAACCCAAUUGGUGGAGACAUCAAAACCCUAGAGUGGCAAAACAUGGAGAAAUUGGUAAUUUUAGACCUCUCUGGAUUAGGUCUAAUUGGUGAGAUUCCGGAUUCAAUUUCAAACCUAAAAAAAUUGAGAUUUUUAGGUCUGAAUGACAACAAGCUCACGGGCAACCUCUUGCCAAAGAUUGCAACUUUGCCCUGCCUCAGUGCACUCUACCUCCAUGGCAACAACCUCACAGGGGAGCUUAAAUUCUCUGAGUCGUUUUAUCACAAAAUGGGGAGUCGUUUUGGAGCUUGGAACAACCCUAAUCUCUGUUACGUCAGUGGAAUGGUGCCAGCAGGCCAUGUCCCAUUUGGGGUGAGGCCAUGUCAGCAGGGGGAGGAGGAGGUCACAUUGGUUGACAAACCCAAUUCAAAAACAGAGUUGGGUGAUGAGAUUUUGAAUGAGAAUUCACAUUACACUACUUCUUUGGGAAUUUCAAGCUUCGGCAUUGAUGGGUUCUGGUGGCUUAGUGGAUUUCUGCAAUUACUGAUGUUUCUGUUAUUGACUUGAUCCCUAAAGAUCCCUUCGUUUUAGAACCUUACAACAUAACUUCUCUAGUUAGAAGCAAUUGUAACUUAGAAUGUUAUUGCUUACUUUGUUAUGCUUUCUUUUGCCUUCUUUUGCCUCUUAACAUGAAUCAACUCAAUAUAUAUGCUUUCCUUUUCUCAA